This is a messenger RNA of Closterium sp. Yama58-4, 1753 nucleotides long. The record is from the annotation of a GenBank genome assembly. NCBI's taxonomy places the organism in Eukaryota, Viridiplantae, Streptophyta, Zygnematophyceae, Desmidiales, Closteriaceae.
CGCCCUCGUGAAUGUCCUCUUCAUGCCCUCCCACUCUUCCGUCAUCGAAAUCCGCACCACCAGCAGCUCCAGCGGUGGCGGUACAGAUUCAGUGUAUCCGGACGGGGGAAGGCAGCUGUACCGAAACCUGGCACUGGCGGCAGGUGUGAGGCACUAUCUGGCGGAAUGCCCAGAAGAGCCAGUGGUGGAGGCAGCAGAUGCAGGGGCAGAGAGCGGUGGAGACCGGUGGGGAGAGGUUGGGAGCGGUGGAGGUGGAGGUGGCGAUGGUGAUGCCAGUGCUGGUGCUGGUGGUGCUUUGGGGGUUGCUUUUUGGGAGGAUACGGAGGAGGAGGAUGGGGAUAGAGGUGGUGGGUCGUCAGUGUAUUUGCCUCGAGGGUCCCUGGCUUGCGGUGUUGAGCGGUUGAGAACGGUCCUGGAAAGUGUUCUCCACGAUGGGUUUGCUUCGGAGAGUUUUGAUCCGAACCUACUUGACGGGUCCGGGGAGGGGUUCCGGACGAAGAUCCCAGGCAGCAAGGUCAGCCAGGCAGAUUUGAAAGAAAAGUUUCUGAAAUGGCAGGAGUGUGUGGCGGCGGAGGGCAGCUGGAAAUUCGACCCGAGGCCGAGGCGAUUACCCUGGGAAUUCAAGGGUUACUCGAAUUACUGCGACAAAAGACACAUGGCUGCAUCCCCUACUGCAGUCGUAGUCUCCAAAGCAGAUCAAAUCGCAGAUUCCAUUAUGAAGCUUCCUCCGGAAGAGAGGAAGGUGCGGCAGGAGGAGUGGGAUGUGAGGCCCCAGCUGAAAUACGUGUGGGACACGGAGGGUAAGUGUGGGGCCUGGGAGCCUUUUGAUGGCAGAGUGGUGUGUGAUUGGGUGAGAGGGAGGAGGUGGAAUGGAACGGGGAUGCCGUUGACUGAAGAGGAGGAGGAGGAGAGGGAAGAGGCGGCGUUCAAAGGGGAGGCUGUGAGGGAGAAGGGCGACGGGAGCGGCGCGCUUAUACUCCUUUUAGGUGACUCGUUACAGGAGCAGUUUGUGCGCGUGCUGGUGAACAACAUGCUGACGCACGUAAAAAAACCGGCCACGUGGGCGGUAGAGGAAACCAUUCCCAAGGAAUGCAGCGAGCUGAUCGAACCGGACCAUGCAAGGCACUCCUUCUGCCGCGACUACAAGCUGCACAGCAACGUGUGCGCCAAUGUCACCAUCAGAUUCAUUCGCCACGACUACCUCCAGCUCUCCAACUCGCAGGUCAAAUUUGACCGCGUCCCCUUUGCCCGCCUCUCUUUACUCGCCGGCGCCCGCGUGGUGGUACUCAAUCGCGGCGCGCACUACCGUCCGGACCGGCAUUUCAUCUCAGCCGUCCGUUCGACGGUGAGAUUUCUCCGGAAUAAGCUCCCCGACGCGCUCUUGAUCUACCGAACCACCGUGCAAGGCCAUGCCAACUGCUCGGAACACGACAAGCCGCUGCUCGUGCCGGGUCCCACCGACAACCUGCCGUUCUUCUGGGGGAGGUUUCACGAGCAGAAUGAGCUGGCGCGGGCGGCAGUGGAGGAGGUGGGCGGCGUGUACUUGGAUGUAGCGGCCAUGACGGUGCUUCGGCCGGACUCGCACCAGGGGUUCAUUCCAGAGUUGAAUCAUGAGGACUGCUUGCACUACUGCAUUCCCGGGCCACAGGACGUGUGGGCUCAGAUGCUACAGAACGUGCUGCUGCAGUUGCUGCCAGAACCAGCGCCUGCUGCUGCUGCUGCUGCUGCUGCUGCUGCUGCUGCUGCUGCGUAG